AUGGCAACCAUGAAAGCAGCAGUCAUCUCCCAACCAGGCGGCCCCGAAGUCCUCAAAAUCACAGAACUCCCCAUACCAACUCCAUCACCAGGCCAAGUCCUCAUCCAAAUCAAAGCCUUCGGACUAAACCGCUCCGAGCUCUUCACCCGCCAAGGCCACUCACCCAACGUCAAGUUCCCCCGCGUCCUCGGCAUCGAAGCCACCGGCAUCGUCGCCUCCUGCCCUGGCAAAGAGUUCUCCAAAGGCGACAUCGUAGUCACAGCCAUGGGUGGCAUGGGCCGUGAUUUUGAUGGCGGCUACGCGGAAUAUACCUGUGUAUCAGCUGGAAACGUUCAAGUCAUCAAAACGGAAUUACCGUGGGAAGUGCUUGGUGCGAUGCCGGAGAUGAUGCAGACUGCUUGGGGGGCGCUGUUUAAGAGUUUGAGGCUGGGGAGGGGAGAGAGAUUGCUUGUUAGGGGUGGGACGUCGAGUGUUGGGCUGGCGGCGGCGGCGAUUGCGAAGGUGCAUGGUGCGUAUGUGGCGUCUACGAGUCGGAGGGGGGAUAGAGAGGAGUUUCUUAAGGCGAGUGGUGCGGAUGAGGUGAUUGUUGAUGAUGGAAAUGUUGCGAAUAAGAUUAAGAAAGGGGAAAGAUUCGAUAAAGUCCUCGAACUCAUUGGGACAACCACACUUAGAGAUUCUCUUAGAUGUGCUGAAGAAGGAGGAACUGUCUGUAUGGCGGGCAUUGUGGGUAAUCAGUGGACUUUUGAGAAAUUCAGCCCCAUGGAGGAGAUUCCCAUGGCGGUUAAUUUGACGACUUAUUCUGGAGGUCCGGAGGAAUUUAUGGCUACACCGUUGGAAGAGUUGGCGAGGCAGGUGAAGGAGGAAAAGUUGAAGGUACAGGUUGGGAGGGUGUUCAAGCUGGAUGAGAUUGUCGAGGCGCAUAGGGUAAUGGAGGAGAAUAGUGCGGGUGGGAAGAUUGUUGUUUUGACUUGA
This is a messenger RNA of Cadophora gregata, 972 nucleotides long. RefSeq lists its product as uncharacterized. NCBI's taxonomy places the organism in Eukaryota, Fungi, Ascomycota, Leotiomycetes, Helotiales, Ploettnerulaceae. Bases 1 to 972 code for a protein of 323 amino acids. Gene Ontology annotation, molecular function: oxidoreductase activity. The transcript has a single exon. The record is from RefSeq and is a predicted model, not a curated record.